GCAGAAAUGAAUUAUGUCAAUAACUCAAAUGUGAAAAACCAUCGGAGUUUCCUUUUAAGUUGCUGGAGUCUGACUUUGAUAUCUAACCUGCCACUGAGAUAUUCGUUUUCUCAUAAAAAAAUUUAACGUCUUAUAGACUAUUGUUUAAAAGUUUUAUCAAAAUACCUAAUACUCUACACAAAUUAACAAUCAAUCAUCCGAAAGAAAUAAGAUAUAAGACUGGAUAUCAGCUAAGAGCGGAACAACUUCGCCUAUAAAAAGUCUCCUUCCUCCACGCAGAUAAUUUGUCCAAACGAACGGCAAGUUCCGAUUAAUUUUCUCGCAGCGGCGUCGCAGGCUCUGGCACGGUGUAUCACUUCGCUGCAAACUGCCUAAAGCUCGCUGGCUUGUAAGGCUUGGCUAGCAUAUCGAUAAAAGAAUAGAAACUGAAUUCAAACCUCUGCUCUUUGCAGCUAUCCCUAAACAUUGGACAAAUUUCCGAAGUCGACAUUGAGGCAGGUUAAAGGCAAAACAAAAAAAGAAAAUAAAUACGAAACUAAAUGCAAUAUAGGCUACCAGAUAUGUGUAUAUUUAAAACUAGAAUUUGCAACUUUUUAUUUUCAUUGUAAAGCGCUUGUGGAAACAAGAUCUACUACUUUUACAUUGAAUCUAUCUAGCAGCAUUGACACAUAUUUGGAUUAUUUAUCCAUCAUCUGGUUGAAAUCUAGAUCUAAAAUGAUUUGAAUAUGGAGAACUUUCUGAAGUGUAAUGUUGUUGUUAUUUUCUCUGUCUUCAUAAGUCGAAUCUCAGGCACUGAAGUUAUGUUCCAAUAUGAGGCGAGUGACGACACUGGUGAUCAAAUGCCCGACCAGUUCAAUGUGACUUUUAGCACAGAAACGAAAUUUCUAACCAAAUUCAAUCUCAAGCGUUCGCAGAGUUUUGACGUUAACAUUCCUCUCUAUACUCUCGACGUCGAUAAGAAAGGCUUUUUUCAAAAACAAAAAGUGAAAAUUAGACCCACAAAGGAUAUAGGCUACUACCAUGAUACUAACCACAAGGCUGUGUUUUGUAUUAAAAGGUCACACGAAACAUUGUCGAACAAUAACUCUAAAUUUCACUUGAAAACUGUAUUUCAAAUGGAUAACUCCGAAUACCUGUUUGACUCUGAUAACAGGACGCCUAAAAAACCUUGGAGAAAUCUGUCCCUCGAAACAUUUUCUAGUUCUAGAAGGAAUGAAUCUACUACACCUCGCUCUAGGACAACAUUUGACCGAUAUGUUUAUAAGUUAGAAUUGCUUAGAAGCACAACAUUUGAUCUGUUUGACACACAAAUACCACCGCCAGAAGUAGAAAAGACUGUUCGAUGGAAUAUCAUCAAUCAGUCAACAUCAUGGUCAGACCCACCAAGCAGACGCCGCCGAAUCGCAUUGCGUGACUACUACGUGGAUAUAGUGGCGUUGAUUGACAGAUUACGUUUCGAAUGGUUUCUAAAACAAGCUAAAAAUGACUACAACACUGCGAGGCGAAAUAUUCAAGAGCACUAUGCUAUGGUGUUUAGCGGGGUUGACAUGCUUUAUAAAGGCAUCAACCAUCCAAACUACACGAUUCAUAUUCGUCUGUGUAAAAUUUUCAUCUUUGAGGCACCCACUGCUGCAAAUUUUAUUAGCCAGUACGCUUUAAAUGGUAAAAUGAACGCCCAGUGGGCUCUAGAAGCUCUCGAAAAAUUUUUUCAAGGUGCUGGGAAUCCAAUCGUCGGCUAUUACGAUCACGUGAUUUUGUUUACAGGCUUUGACCUCUUCAAAUUCGAAAGUUCUGGUAAAAUUAAUUACGCAUACGUAGGUAACACUUAUCAGAAAACAAUGUGUCGAACAAAUGGAACUAGCUGUGCUGUAAUAGAAGACCGCAGAGGAACUGAUAUAAUAACAGUUGCACAUGAACUUGGGCAUAGCCUUUCAGCCAAGCACGACGGGGAUGGCAACUCCUGCUCUCAAUAUCACAGAUACAUUAUGAGUUCUGGUGUAUUCAGGGAGCAAACUCCUGAAACAAUAUAUAAUCCAUGGCAAUUCUCUUCCUGUAGCGUCAAUUACUUUACAACCUUUUUGACUGAGUUUGGUAGCAGAAGCUAUCGAUACAACUGUCUAGCUUACGCUAUCGAAGCUUCAGAUGACAUUCCAGAUGUAUCUAAUAAACUAUUGGGUCAGUUAAUUAAACCUAAUCAACAGUGUCAACUAAAUUACGGAAAUGCUUCCUACUAUUGCAAGGGUGAAAAAAACACUAACAUUGAGGACAUAUGUCAUUCUCUGUACUGUCGAGAUCCCUUGAAAUCUGGUGACUGUAAAUUGAUGGAAGCAUAUAUCGGGACGUCCUGUGGCGAUGGAAAAAUCUGUAUGUAUGGAAGAUGUGUCUCCGACCCAUAUGCUCCAGAUGUUGAUGAGACUUGCGUAUUCGGAGACGUACAAGAAGAUCACUGCAAAUCAUUGAUCAGUACAUUUGUAGGCAACUGUUACCAAAGUAAACACUAUGACCUCUGCUGUGGCACCUGUAACAAUAUGUCUAGGCCCAUUAGAGGUUGUGAAUACGGAGACAAAAAAGAAAAUUGUCAAACAUAUCACUGUGCUAAAGAAAAAGAGACAUGCUGUGGCACUUGUAAUUACGGUACACCUUUUACCCCAAUCACCAGAAGAAACAUAGCAAUGAGACCCACAUCAGCGAAACCACUUCUGAUUCGUAGAUCGCCCAAAGUGGCUAGAGAUUGUAAACCAGGAGCUUUAGACUUGAGACCAGACCUGUGUCAUGGCCCUAGUGUCUGCAAGAAUCAGUUUUUUCUAUGCUGUGAAUAUUGUUUGACAUAUUUUACACUUCCAACUAGAACAACCAUUGCACGUUAUGCUUGUGUCUAUACGCAAAUUGACGGGAUACCAGAACUGUGUACUGACAUUAGUAUCUGCCAGACAAAUUUACGAGUAUGGUGCUGUAACUAUUGCUCAAAAGUGAAGAAUUACACAGCCACAACUACCACCACAACUACCACCAAGUUAGCUCCACCCAAAGAUUGUGCCCCAGGAGACUUAGACUUAUUACCAGCAUUGUGUACUAACAUUAGUAUCUGCCAAACAGAUCGAUCAAGGUGCUGUGACUAUUGCUCACGAAUCGAGAAUUAUACAGUCACAAUUACCAUCGAGAUAACUUCACCUCAAGAUUGUGCCCCAGGAGACUUAGACUUAUUACCAGCACUGUGUACUAACAAUAGUAUCUGCCAGACAAACCGAUCACUGUGCUGUGACUAUUGCUCGCGAGUGGAGAACUAUACAGUCACAUUGACCACCGAGAUAACUUCACCCAAAGAUUGUGCCCCAGGAGACUUAGAUUUAUUACCAGCAAUGUGUUCUAAUAUUAGUAUCUGCCUGACAAACCGAUCGUUUUGCUGUGACUAUUGCUCGCGAGUUGAGAAUUAUACAGUCACAAUGACCACCGGGAUAACUUCACCCAAAGAAUGUGUACUGGGAGAGCCAGACUUAAAUCCAGAGCUGUGUACUAGCCCAAGUGUCUGCCAGACAGAGCCACUGAUGUGCUGUAAUUACUGCACCUACAAUUCUGGAGCCAUUUUCUCAUUAUACGAUACAUGGAUUUAUCUUUGGUUUUACAUUCAUUUAUUUUUAUUUUUGUCAAAACAAAUGUCAGCUUAAUAGAUCUAGAAGUCAACUGAUGUCGAUGUUUCUCAUAUUUUGAUAACAAAAUGUUUUACAAUUUAUUGUUCAUACCUAUUUUUAGCGGCCCCCGAUGUCUGUUCGUCUGUCCGUCUGUCCCGUUUAGAUCUCGUAAACUAGAAAAGAUAUUGAAAAUCCGACUUCACAAUAUUUUAGACCAUUCAAAGUUCUGAUGCAACGGCUACUUUUUUUUUCCUGAAAGCGAAAAUUCUUAUUUUUUAAUAUCAGUUAUGCAAGCAGUUUUUUAAAGAGAAAAAGCUAAUUAGUAUGCAUUAUAAGUUAGACCUAAUUUAAAACGAAUAGUAAUCUUAUAAAUUUUAUUUUCGUGAAUAUUUUUUUCUAUUAUAUAGCGGAAUUUUUUAUUUUUUUUUUGAGGAUUCGAAUAUGAGAUUGAGCCUUUUCAAAACAAUUACAUUAUUUAUUCCGAACCAACGGUCCCGGGUUCGAAUCCUGGUGAAGACUGGGAUUUUCAACUUCUGAGUUUACCCAGCUCUAAUGGGUACCUGACAUUAGUUGGGGAAAAGUACAAGCAGUUAGUCGUUGUGCUGGCUACAUGACAUCAUCGUUAACCGUAGGCCACAAAAACAGAUGAACUUUACAUCAUCUGCCCUAUAGACCACAAGGUCUGAAAGGGAAACUAGUUAGGCCAGGUUCACAUCUAACUUUACAUUCACUUUCACCUAUCCUUUGAUUUGCGGGACCGUUGGGGCACUACACAAGUUCUGUUAACCUUCAUUCUCCAUUCUUAUCUCUCAUUUGUCUUUGAUAUAAUUUAAUUCGGAUGUUCUUUCUGAAAAUAUUGAAUCCUACAUGGGUGGACCACUGGUUGAGCGGUUUGAGCGCUGAACUGUCGUUCGAAUUUAUCGACGGUCGAAGGUUCAAACCCUGCCUGCUAGCAUCCCCCGUCGUUCUGCGGGAGGUUUGGACUAGGAAAUAAACUAUCUUCGACUCUGAAGGAUUAUCCCAAUUAUGUAAAACAUUUUACUUCAGAGCCAAUUUUGAGUUUGUGUUUCCACACAAACUGUCUUUGUAACCUUGUUUUAUCUUUAUCUUUGUAAUAAACAUUAAUAUUUAUCAUAA
This is a messenger RNA of Biomphalaria glabrata, 4766 nucleotides long. RefSeq lists its product as uncharacterized. Lineage: Eukaryota; Metazoa; Mollusca; Gastropoda; Planorbidae. The transcript is spliced from 21 exons. Gene Ontology annotation, biological process: proteolysis. Bases 726 to 3665 code for a protein of 979 amino acids. The record is from RefSeq and is a predicted model, not a curated record. Gene Ontology annotation, molecular function: metalloendopeptidase activity.